GUGUUGCUGCGCCGUUUGUGACGUCACUGUGCCCUGUGCCGGCAGCGGCACUUCCAGUGGUGGGGCGGCGAGGAUCGGGGAAAGACGGUUUGGCCAAGCACAGCACAGGACAGCCCAGCUCUGCCGAACGACCAGGGGUUUCGCACGUGCGGCGGCCGCGGGGGAAACCACGUGCCAAGGCCGGCUGAGAGGUGACGGGACCGGAGAGGGGUCGCCGUCCACGGGGAUUUUACGAGAGCCACUCGCGCUGCUCAAACCGCGCAGUAUCCAGCUUUGUGGGGCAUUUGAACCUGACGGCAGCGUGACGUCUGACUGCGUGCAGGCGUACUCCUCGUCAAGGUUCCGGUCGACCACGUGUGACCGCCACGUGGGAGGGUCGCACCGGGGAGAACGCAACCCCUCCACAUCUGCGCCUGCCAUCCAACAACAGGGUGGGGGAUGAGCCUGUUCGAGGGCGCGACGACGGCGCGGCCGCCCUCCGGUCGCAGGCUGCAGCGCCAGGAGGAGGCGCUGGCGCGCAAGCGCAACGCGGAAGACGACCGCCUGCGGCACUGGGACGGCGUGCGCAGCUACUUCUGCGACUGGGACCGCCAGAUGACCCAGUACAACAACUGGGCGUCGCCGCAGUACUACCAGGCCAGCCAGGAGCGGCUGCAGAAGGAGGCUGCGGAGAAGCAGCGGCGUGCGUGCCUGGAGCAGCGCAGGCAACGCCUCCGCGAGCUGCUGGAGGCAGAGAGGCAGCAGCUGGAUGCGGAGCGUGCGGCGGCAGCCAGGGAGCGGGGGCGGGGCCGGGGGCGGCCACCACUUCAGCUGCAGGAGGCAUCUCUGGCGGCGCUUGAGCUGCGCAGGCGCGAGGACACGGCGCGUCUACGCGAAGCCGAGCUGCGCCUCCACCACCAGUGGUGCCGCGGGCAGCCCGUACUGAGGCAGUGGGAACGGCAGAAGCAGCAGCAGUUGGUUCAACGGGCGUGGGUGGAUCAGGUCAAGGAGCAGCAAGAGCUAAGAGCAAAGAGAGAGCAGGAAGAAAUGGAAGCAUUGCGUGAGCGAGAGGCUAAGCUUUUGGAAGAACAACGUAAACAGGAGGAGCUGAAGGAGCUGAAGAGAAAGAAGGCUGAGUUGCUACAGCAGCAGCUGAUGGAGCAGGUUGCUGUAAUAAAGGAGAAGGAGAAAGAAUCAGAAGCUUUAAAAAGGCAAGAAGCAGAAGCAAUAAGGAAGCAGGCAGAACUGGAAGAACUACGGCAGCAGAGAGAACGAACUCAAGAGAAACUUCGAAAGCAACAACUGCAUGUAUUUCACCGACAGCAGUAUCAGCUUCAGUUACGUAAAAGAGCUCGUGAAGUAUUAGAACAAGUAGAGGAAGAUCUUAAAAUGUUGGAGAGGAUCAUUGCACUAGAACAAGAAGAGGCAGAGGAAGAAAAGAUCCAAAGAGCAGCGUUAAAAUUACAGAUGCUGAGAACACAACAUCAGUUAAAAAUGCAACGGGAAGAAGAGAAGAAAAGAAUUGCAGACAUGGAGUUAAUGUUUGAUGAAGAAGCACGGUUGAUGUGGCAAAAGCAGGAAUCUCGUUGGAAAGCCGAAGAGCAGGCCAGAGAAGUGCUGAUGUUACAAGUCCUCCAGGCUGUGCAACAGCAGCUGGAAGAAAAGCUUCAACGCAAUCUGUCAGAACAACGUGCUCUAAUACUGGAGCGAGAAAAUAUUCUUGCUGAGGUGGAAGCAGCACAUCAGCAGCUUCAGGCAGAACGAGAGGAGCAGGGACUUGCCAAGAGAAAUCACAAACUGGAAAUUGAGAAACAACUAUUGCAAAAACAACUAGAUGAGGUGGACCAACUCCAAAAGGAAAGAGAAGCUGCUGAACGAGAAAAACAAAAGAUCAUUGAAGAGGAAGAACGGAUCCUUGCUGAGAUGAGGCGCUUGGAAAAAGAAGCUUAUCUGUUACCAAAUCAUCGUAGGAAGCGCAUUAUUUGGUGACAAGCUUAAUCAGUAACUGCUAGAAGAUUGCUGGUUGGUGCUUUAUUUGUUGUUACAACAUGAAUGUAAUUUGAUGAUUUUGUGCCUAAAAGUAUUGUAACAUAUGUUGUGCAUUGAUAUUAUCUGUUUCAUUGUUAAAUCGUUAUUGCACUUCUAUUACCAGAAUUCAAUAUAAUGUGUUUCUAGUGUAACUACAGGACCACAUCACGUUUUAUGUUUUUAUCUGAAUUGCUUGUUGUAUAACAUGACCAUGCUAAAUACA
Messenger RNA from Schistocerca americana (American grasshopper), 2230 nucleotides. Its product is annotated as trichoplein keratin filament-binding protein. The record is from RefSeq and is a predicted model, not a curated record. Gene Ontology annotation, cellular component: keratin filament. The transcript has 11 exons. Gene Ontology annotation, biological process: apoptotic process. Lineage: Eukaryota; Metazoa; Arthropoda; Insecta; Orthoptera; Acrididae. Bases 439 to 1968 code for a protein of 509 amino acids.